AAAAUGUUUUCAGAACUUUCGUCCGUAGGCAAUAUUGUCUCCAACAAAAUGCACAAAAAGCAACCAUCCUUCAAAGAGAUUCUCUACUCAUCCACAAGUCCUCUCUUCGAUCAGGAUGGUGAAGAAAUUCGAAAGCUAUUCGACAAGUUUAUCAACUCAACCGAGGUGAAGCAAUUUAAGAGUUUUUUGGAGAGAAAUAAAAAGAUUGGUGAAAUCCAAGGUCAGUCCCACUCUCUCAAGUUUCUAAAACAAGUAAAUUUGGAGAAUUGCUUGUUGACAAGAAGAAACUGUAGAGAAAAGUUUAGUUUCGGCUUGAUUGGUGAAAAUUGUAGGGAGGGAAAUCUUUUCCUGACGAGAAUGAGUGGUAGCUUUGAUGAUGCAGUGAGGUUCGAUAAUCCUGUACAAGUGUCUAUGAAAUAUAUGGAUAUGCAGACUAAUCUUUCAUUUGUAGAUUUAUCAAUUCAGGCACCAUGGAAUGACAAACUAUCCCUCCUACACUCUCAAUAUUCAUCAUUGAACCUCCAGAAUCAUCAUGGUAUUGCUCUCCUUCUCAUAGAUACAGUUCACUUCAAUCAAACAUUCAUUCUUCAACAAUUACAAGCCAUCACACGUGAUUUCCACACCACCACUCAAUCCAAAUCAUCGAUCAUCCUCCUAGGAAUCAACACUAAACAGAGACAUGACAUUCUCACUCAAACUAUUCCACUCACUGGAAAGGAAUCUCAAAUUCCACUUUCUAGAGAACAAGGUGAAAAACUUGCAGAGAAAAUUGGAUGUUUCACCUAUUUGGAAGCAGAUAUUGAAUCAAAAGAUGGAUUGGAACACUUGAAACAAUUGCUUUUCAAAACUUUUUUUAUAAUUGAGGAAUUAAACAAAACUCACUAAC
This is a messenger RNA of Naegleria gruberi, 886 nucleotides long. RefSeq lists its product as uncharacterized. The record is from RefSeq and is a predicted model, not a curated record. Lineage: Eukaryota; Heterolobosea; Eutetramitea; Acrasida; Naegleriidae. Bases 4 to 885 code for a protein of 293 amino acids. The transcript has 2 exons.